Aspergillus tanneri is the source of this 1206-nucleotide messenger RNA. Its product is annotated as Methionine aminopeptidase 1. Bases 1 to 1206 code for a protein of 401 amino acids. Gene Ontology annotation, biological process: proteolysis. The transcript has 4 exons. The record is from RefSeq and is a predicted model, not a curated record. Gene Ontology annotation, molecular function: metalloaminopeptidase activity. Lineage: Eukaryota; Fungi; Ascomycota; Eurotiomycetes; Eurotiales; Aspergillaceae.
AUGGCUGAGAGAAAGUGUCAAGGAGCAGACUGUGCAAAUGAUGCGGGGACUUUACAGUGCCCGACAUGUCUGAAAAUAGGCUUGAAUGAUAGUUUUUUCUGCUCUCAGGAUUGCUUCAAGAAGAACUGGAACCAACAUAAGGCUCUACACAAAUCAGCCCAAGGCAAGACACCAGAUGGCAUCAUCCACAAAAUCAUCCCUCCCAAGGUGGUCACUAAACUUGAUCCAGUUACCGGACUUUAUAAUCCUUUCCCGUCCUAUUCCUUCACCGGCCCGGUCCGACCGGUCUAUCCGCUCUCAGCAAAGCGCAGCGUCCCAAAGUCGAUCAAGCACCCGGACUGGGCCCAGACCGGGAUACCCAAGGGCGAACGACGCUUGAGCAGAACGAAGAUUGACAUUUUAGAUGCCAAGGGUCAAGAGGCCAUGCGCAAGGUCUGCCGACUAGCUCGAGAAGUACUGGACAUCACGGCCGCAGAGCUCAAGCCGGGCAUCACCACCGAUUACCUGGACGAGGUCUGUCACAAAGCUUGUAUUGAGCGGGAUUCGUAUCCUUCGCCCUUGAACUAUAAUCUCUUUCCCAAAUCGCUGUGCACGUCACCAAAUGAAGUGGUGUGUCACGGAAUCCCCGACCAGCGAGUCCUCCUCGAUGGAGACAUCCUUAAUCUCGACAUCUCGUUAUAUCACGACGGCUAUCAUGCGGAUGUCAAUGAAACAUAUUACGUAGGCGAUCGAGCCAAGGCGGACCCCGAUUCGGUCAGAGUAGUGGAAACGACACGGGAAUGCUUGGACAUGGCAAUUGCUCUCAUCAAGCCCGGCACACUAAUCCGAGAGUUUGGCAAAGUCAUCGAGCAACAUGCCGAGUCAAGAAACUGCAGUGUUAUCAAGACCUGGGGGGGCCAAGGUAUCAACACCGAAUUCCAUCCCCCGCCGUGGAUCCCUCAUUAUGCCCAGAGUAAGGCGGUGGGAACCUGCAAACCCGGAAUGACUUUCACCAUCGAGCCCAUCUUGACGCUGGGAAGGCCUUGGGAAGUCUAUUGGCCGGAUGAUUGGACCAAUGCAACGGUUGAUGGUAAAUGGACGGCCCAAUUCGAACACACCUUACUUGUUACAGAAACAGGUGUUGAGGUCUUGACUGCUCGAAACAAAAAUUCCCCAGGUGGUUCGAUACCGAUGCCGACUACUACAAAUGGGAUAGCAGAAGCUUAG